CUCGCAGUUCGUAGCCACACUGUGAUACCUCCACGGCCUAAAUAUCAGCAACAAUGACGCAGCAGGCGAACGGCGCCAGCGGCAUCCAGUACCAAUGCAGCAGCUGCAGUACCGGUCACCACAGGGGUCCUUCCCGCCCAUCCGGUCCAAGGGGACCACGAGACUUUGGCAGCUUACCUUCAGCGGGUGCAGGCAUUCAUGGAUGCCGUCGCCACAGCAAAGGCACAGCAAGAGGCAGCAGAAGCAGAACGUCAGCGGCUUGCCCAAGCGGCGGCAUCCCAAGCUCAGUGGACUGCUGAGGCUGACGCAACGGCUCGAGAUAGGCGGAAUGCCGCCAGCACUGAGUCUCUGAUUCAGAAUGAGAGUCAGUGGACAGCACUACUCCAAGGCAUGAUCUUUGUGCCUACGGACGAGCAGGCGGAUUCGACACCGGCGGAGGCAGAAAGGAGUAACCUGGCUAACUUGAUGUUGGGUAUGAUGAGGGCAGUAAUGUGGAACAAUACGAUGCAGAUUGCACAUGCUCAAACUGGACGGCAGCUGAGACAGACUCAGCAGAGAGAAUCUGCAACUUGGACAGCCACCAUCCGCGCAGCAACACAACAUCAGCAACAACUGUUGGCAUCCACUAUCACACGCGUCAACAGCAUCGAGGCUAAGCCCUCAGCAGCGCCAGGCUGCACAACAGACAUAGCGAAGCAGCUCGGCGAGCGCAUCGACCAUGUCGUCACCAUCAUCGGCGACUUGGGUGACUUUACCAGUCCAGCAUCGAUCAGCAGCACGGUGGCCGCCAUCAAGACGGACAUCACCAAACUGUAGUCACGACCGGAAGCCGCCGCGAAGACAUACAAGAUGCCACGCUUCAACAUCGGGAAGUUUGAUGAUUACAACAAAACAGACGCUUUGGC
Messenger RNA from Chara braunii, 905 nucleotides. The record is from the annotation of a GenBank genome assembly. NCBI's taxonomy places the organism in Eukaryota, Viridiplantae, Streptophyta, Charophyceae, Charales, Characeae.